Molecule: messenger RNA, 1415 nt
Organism: Drosophila willistoni
Lineage: Eukaryota; Metazoa; Arthropoda; Insecta; Diptera; Drosophilidae
Exons: 3
Coding region: 39-1256 (405 amino acids)
Source: RefSeq, a predicted model, not a curated record
CUGUAAAGAUAAACGAGAAUUCAAUUAUUAUUACAACAAUGUCGUCAGACGAGAAAACCUAUCACGAAGAUGAAUUGGUGGCUCCUACGUGGCUAAACGCUCAGUUUUUGGAGCAGGUGCUAAGCUCCUAUGAAGCAGAUGACCAAGUGAAAGUGCGCAGUGUCAACAUUUCGCCGGCCACACUUAAGGGAGAUCACUAUGCCAGUAUUAUGUUUAGGGCAAAUGUGAAAUAUACCAACAAGAAGGGAGACAACACGAAGUCUUUAAUAAUCAAGACCAUGCCCGAGGUGGAGGGCUUUAAAAAGGAUCAGUUAUCUGAAUCGCAUAUAUUCAAGACCGAAAUUGGCAUGUAUUCGGAAAUGCUGCCCGAAGUUGAAAGAAUCCUAAGGGCAGCAGGCGAUGAUACUAAGCUCUGUGCUGAAUGUAUCUAUUACAGUCUUGAGCCAAAUCAAGUAAUCAUUUUUGAGGAUUUGGUGGUCAGAGAUUACACUGUGCUACGCGAUCGUGAACCCACCAUUUCAGACACUAAACUGGCCCUCAGCAAAGUGGCCAAAUUGCAUGCCAUCACAUAUAAGUUGUUAAAAGAUUUGCCUAAGAUCAUGGAGGAUCCUUGUAUGGACAGCAUGCCUUAUUUUAUCAAAAUGCUAGAGGAUUAUCCCCAAUUGACCAAGUAUAAACCGUACUUUGAAAAUAUUCGCAAAACUUACUUGACACGUUGCCGGGAUGCAUUUGUUGAGUACCGCGAAAAUCCUCAAGAGAAUUUUUAUUAUGUACUCUGCCAUGGAGAUUUGUUCCGCAGGAACAUGAUGUUCAAACAUCAAGCUGAAACUGGAGAACUGGAAGACUGCCUGCUCUUGGAUUUUCAAAUGUCCAAUGUGGGUCCUAUGCCCAAUGACAUUAUCUAUGCGUUAUAUCAACUAUUUUCACCGGAUCAACGAAUUAAUCACCGUGAUGAAUUGAUUGAGUACUAUUUCGCGGAAAACAUAAAAACAUUAAAGAAGAUUGGUUACACAGGAGAAUUACCGAAACUCACAGUUUUCAAAGAGCAUUUGUUCCGUCUGAGAUAUAUGGAAAUAUUUCUUCUUAUUUCUUUCCUGCCUUUGAUUUAUGGCCUGAAGAAACAGCAGGCAGUGGAUGCCCCCAGCUGGCGGGACUCUGAAGAUCUAAGACACAGUUUUUAUCACAAUGAUGAUUACGCUAAGGAAGUUGAGCAGCGUUUGCAAUAUUUUGUCAAUAAGGGAUAUUUCCAGGAAUAAUUUACAUAUUUACUAAAUAAAUCAGAGGCUAAUUUGAGCAAAAAACCAUAGUGUUAACUCUAAAGGACUCAAAAGACGUACCAAAGAACGGAUGGACAGAAGGACGAAGCUACAUAUAUUAAAUUUUGUAUGGUAUACAAAAAAAACAAGAAUUACAUA